AUGCGCUCUCAGCUGGUGUUCCUUGCGCUUUCGGCGCUUACCGCCGUCUCCGCCCAGAACUUCACCAUCGAUCCCAAUGAGGUCGAUUUGACCACGAGAGCCAGCUGGUGUUCGGGCGAGUUUAGCACUUGCGAUACCCUGUGCGACAAGGACGCUUCCGAGAACAGAUGCGAACCUUUCAUCUGCCAACAAGCCUUCAGCGACUGCAACCUCGCAAACGCUGGAAACGCCGCGGGCCAGAGGAACUGCACCACGACAAUCAAGGAUAAGUGCGGUACCCUGGAUAUCGCUGACUACACGGCUACCCCGAGCACCACUUCUGCUGCCGCCUCGUCUUCAGCUACUGGCCAGACGAGCAGCACCGCCUCGGCUUCGGGCACCGGAGCUUCUGCUGCUGCUACUUCCUCCAGCACUGCCGCCGCCGCCCCGACCAACAUUCACCUGAUUGGCAACGGCGCCGCCGCCAUGGCCGUCGGUGUCUUUGCCUACCUCCUCUGA
This is a messenger RNA of Phaeoacremonium minimum UCRPA7, 498 nucleotides long. Its product is annotated as putative pci domain-containing protein. NCBI's taxonomy places the organism in Eukaryota, Fungi, Ascomycota, Sordariomycetes, Togniniales, Togniniaceae. The coding region runs from base 1 to 498 and encodes 165 amino acids. The transcript has 3 exons. The record is from RefSeq and is a predicted model, not a curated record.